This is a messenger RNA of Aspergillus pseudonomiae, 2334 nucleotides long. RefSeq names its product putative ATP-dependent protease (CrgA). The coding region runs from base 245 to 1912 and encodes 555 amino acids. The record is from RefSeq and is a predicted model, not a curated record. Lineage: Eukaryota; Fungi; Ascomycota; Eurotiomycetes; Eurotiales; Aspergillaceae. The transcript has 2 exons.
CCAGGCCUCAUCUGCCAGAAACGGUUAAAUUAGGCAAGCCAGAGAGGAAUCAAUCCCGAGACCUCGGAAGACUCCGUCUUAUUUAUGACCAGUAGUUUCUAAAGACUAAAUAGACUGCCUCCACUUCUCCCCAACCAACAACAACAACUAACAUGGCCAAAUACUCUCACUAUUAAUAACAAGUAUUCAGUCCUCCACACGUACUUAGUCUACAUUGAGAUAGAGCACAAGGCUCCCAGGCUAAAUGGAAGAAGACACAUCAUGUCCCGCGAAUGCAACAUCUCCGCGCUCCCUGCAGAAUGACACUAACCACCCGACAGCAACAUCACCGGCCUCGCCCUUAUCGGAUAUAUCUGGCCCGGGUUUGACGGCUACCGUGCACGCUCUUAUCCGCCUCAUUCAAUGCUCUUGUUGCUCGCGGCCUCUACGCGCGCCACUGCGACUUCCGUGUGGGAACACGUUAUGUCGGUCUUGUCUGCCGCCAAUUCAUGAGCGGACGGGGAUUACAUAUCCGGCGAGCGACGAACGGAAAAAGGGAUUCACAUGCCAUUGGGGUACGGGUGAUGGUUGUGCUGGGCAACACUGCUUAGGUGACUGUGGGGCCGACGUGCUGUUGGGUAGGCUGGUGGAUGUUUUUGAUGCGGUACUUUGCGAUUCCAGUUCUAGCCCGGAAACGUUUUCGGAGAAUGAACGUGGCUUCAAAAUGACAUGGACAGGACUGAAGGAUGAUCAGCCCGGAACGGUGGUGAAAAGUGCAGAGGCUGCGGGAGGAUUUCUAGAGGGUAUGUACGGCCUAGUCAAGUGCGGUCGUUUCGAUUAUGAUGUGUCAGAUCUCAAGUUUGAGAUACACGAGCCUAUACACCAGGAUAAUCAACGUUUCGAAAGACUUAAGGACGCUGUUCGGAAUGAGCUGGACUGCCAGGUCUGCUAUUCGCUUAUAUUGGAUCCAUUGACAACAUCCUGUGGCCAUACCUUCUGUCGCGGAUGUGUUGUAAUGGCACUGGAACAUUCCGAUCUAUGCCCUGCCUGUCGCCGUAAACUGAAUAUGGCGUCGACGGUGAAGUCUGAACCUACUAACAAAAGAAUCUCUGACAUCAUGGAGACCUUGUUCCCUGAAGAGGUCGCUUUACGAAGAGACACAAGUGCCCAGGAAGCGACUGCGCCCGAUGACGAAGCAAUCCUUCCUUUGUUUAUCAGCUCACUUUCCCUCCCGACGAUGCCAACUUUUCUGCAUGUCUUCGAGGCACGUUAUCGGCUCAUGAUCCAAAGAGUCAUGCAAACCAGGGAGCGCAGAUUCGGGAUGGUUAUGUAUAACCGUGCCGGUCGUUUCCAGCAAGGACUUGGAAGGUCGCAAUUCAUGCAGUAUGGUACAGCCUUGGUUGUGGAUCGUUAUGAGCUGCUCCCUGACGGGAGAAGCCUAGUAGUUGCUACCGGGCUGUACCGUUUCAAGGUGCUCAGUUCAUAUGUGCUGGACAUGUACUAUGUCGGCAGGAUACAGCGCCUGGAUGAUAUUUCAGUAAUAGAAGAGGAAAAUCGCGAGGCCCUGGAGACAUCAGUCGCGGAUGCUUCGUCACUUUCGGCCGCGGAUGCUUCAGGUGAGCAGCCACUAGAGUCUAUGUCAACACAGCAGCUGUUCCAGUUGGGCUUGGACUUCGUAAGGAAGCAACACAGCCAAGCCGCUCCUUGGCUCCAUCCUCGGGUGCUUUUAGCGUACGGUGAUAUUCCAACGGAACCUUCACAUUUUCCCUGGUGGUUUGCCAGCGUAUUACCUGUCUGGGAAGAAGAAAAGUAUAAGCUUUUAUCGACGACCAGUGUCAGGGAAAGACUGAAGAUUACUGCACGUUGGGUAAGAAAGCUGGAUUCUCGUGAAUGGACGGCUCGAUCCCGGCCCUCCAUUACCUCUGUCUUAUGACUAGCCGUCCCUCUCCUCGUCUUUGCUCUAGUCCCGGUCAUAAUGGGUCCGGUCGCAUCAUUCUUACCGUUCUCAUCUCCAAGGGUUUUGACAUAUUUCACACCGUUCUCCAUGUCAUUCUCUGUUACCUUUGGCUCUGCCGGCUUGUCAAUUGAUAAUUCGCGACAGCUGGCAGAGAAUCAGGAUUCCGAAACGUAUAUUCCGCAGACCCUUGUAAUAGGAAUCUUUCUUGCUAUGUUCGUAGCACAGGUGGCUGCCAACGGAGUCCAAGUCCUGCGGUCGAGGCGACAAGGAAUAAUAGAAGACCGACGGGAUUUUCAAGUCGAGCAAGAACCCCCAAGGAUGCCACCAGAGCCACCAGGCGAGGGCGAGGACGAGGGCGAGGACGAGGACGAGGGACGAACUCCAGAAGCUACCAGAGA